Saccharomycopsis crataegensis is the source of this 303-nucleotide messenger RNA. RefSeq names its product ubiquitin-related modifier URM1 (gene URM1). Gene Ontology annotation, biological process: tRNA thio-modification; protein urmylation. Gene Ontology annotation, molecular function: protein tag activity. Lineage: Eukaryota; Fungi; Ascomycota; Saccharomycetes; Ascoideales; Saccharomycopsidaceae. Bases 1 to 303 code for a protein of 100 amino acids. Gene Ontology annotation, cellular component: nucleus; cytoplasm. The transcript has a single exon. The record is from RefSeq and is a predicted model, not a curated record.
AUGAGCUUGUCAGUUAGUGCAGAAUUCCUAGGAGGUCUUGACCAGAUCUUUGGGAAAGUUAGACAAUCGACAUUAACCGUGCCUGAAGGAUCGACGAUCAAAGACUUGCUCCAAUUGAUUGUCCAACAACAUCUUGAGAACCCCAAGGAUAUUUGCAUGUUUUUAGACGACGAUAACGAAGGGAUCAGAGCGGGUAUCUUGGUAUUGAUCAAUGAUGUCGAUUGGGAAUUGGAAGGAGAGUUGGAGUACGAGCUUGAACAUAAGGACGUUGUGACAUUUACUUCUACGCUUCAUGGGGGUUGA